CAACGGGGCACCAUUGAAGAUAAAUUACGCGUUUCAGCCAUGCUAGAACCAUUAUGCCAAAGAAAACGCGAAGCGCAGCACUCAGGGUGAGACGCAAGAAUGCGCACGUACGUGACGCAAGAAAGCGCAAGUCGCGCUUCUGAUUAAAGGACGCCCCUGGUGUAAACACAGACGCCUAUUAGGAGAUCAACAUAUCGUUGUGAACUCUUACUUGGACUGGGCCGGACUUUCAUUGUCCUGUUGUGCUUCAAGGGUUAACAGGCUAAUUGCGAAUCUGCAAUUAAAUUAGGUCAAAAUGCUUCUUUUUCUUCUCGUGGUUUUACCGCUGUUGAUGCAAAGUUUCCCCAUUGUGGCAGUCACCGUCACCACCUCCAGACCCAGAGUAGAAGUGCAGGAGAAUUCAGAUGCUGUGCUCUCGUGUGAGUUUAAGACGGAAAAAGAUCAAAAUCCUCGCAUCGAGUGGAAGAAGAAAGAUAAGGAAGUGUCCUUUGUUUACUUUAAUGGCAAUUUCAGAGGACCAUUUAAGGCACGUGCCAAGAUUGAAGGGGCUACGGUAACACUGCGCAAGGUGACACUGAAGGAUGCAGGACAGUACCGCUGUGAAGUCAGCGCCCACCUCGACUCAGUCAUGCUGGGCGAGACCAACGUCACGCUCAAGGUGUUGGUCCCACCACACACCCCAACCUGUGACAUCCCCAGCUCAGCACUAACAGCAUCACGGGUGGAGCUCCGCUGCAGUGACCAGAUCAGCAUCCCGCCUGCUGAAUACUUCUGGUACAAGGACAGGAAGCCACUGGUACCCCCACGCCAAGCCAAUGCCAGUUACACUGUCAACCAGCGCACUGGUGUUCUGACUUUUCUAACAGUUACCAGAGCUGACACAGGACAGUACCACUGUGAGGCCAGAAACGGGGUUGGACAGCCAAAAAGCUGUGUAGGAAAGCAUAUGAAUAUCGAUGACCUAAACAUUCCGGCUGUAAUAACUGGGAUAGUAUUAGUGUGUCUGGUCAUAUCAGUAUGCACUCUUGGAGCAUGUUAUGCCCACCGGCAAGGCUACUUCAGCCGGCACAGAGGGCGGUCAUUCUGGAUUCCACAGUGUCAUGGAGUGGCUCACAUCAGCAGCCAGAACCUCAACAGAACUGAGGACAUCCCCCAUGCUGGCUAUGGCCCACCUUCUCAAGACAGUCAGGACUUUAAGCACACCCAGUCCUUUAUGCUCUGAGAGGCCUUCAUGCUCCCUCUGAACACAGUCAGCAUCAAAGGCAACAUGGGAACCAGAGUGACUGAGCCUCAUUGAUGCUCUCGCUGCCACCAUGGACAGACAGCUUGCCAGGACAGAACGCACAUGUUCCCUUCUCCUCUGCUGCUGCUGUGAGGCUCUUCUGACAGUCUUUGAGAACAUUUGCAUGGUAGUACCAUGUGGCACUCAAUCACUGAAACUGUAUUUUACUACUGUUUUACCACCACCCCACUCCACCCUACCCAGCGGGGGCCAGUGGCUUGCUUUUGUGCUGCACAGUUCAGUUGCCCACUGGCGCCCUCUGCUGGUGUUUUAAUACACACAAAGCUGAUCACGGGUGGAACACGUAAUACUCUUUGGGUUAGUGAUCUUCCCAAGUGUGGUAGCAUACAGGUCAUCUUAAGGUGGCCGUUUGAGCAUCUUAAUACUAUAAUGCUUUUCGGAAACUGGGCCCAAACUUCAAUUUACAUGAUAUCUGUAUUCUUUGUGCCUUAGCAGGGAGACAUUCACUGGUUUUGCAAAUGAACUGUUUUCAAAAAUUAACUCACCAUGUUGAGUCUCAUCAUUUCACCAGUCAGUGCUGCAUUGUGACUGGUUAGUUCAAGAGUUGAACGAUCUAUUAUUGGGUGAUGUUUAUAUGAAAAUGUGUUUGAACUGUGCCUUUUUUUCAUUUUAACUGUGCAGUUAUUCUUCUAAAUGGAAGCAUGGGAUAUGAAGCAGUGAAUGAUUUGCUGUACUAUUAAAGUUGAUUUUUUUUUUUUUUA
This is a messenger RNA of Electrophorus electricus (electric eel), 2004 nucleotides long. RefSeq names its product junctional adhesion molecule 2a (gene jam2a). The record is from RefSeq and is a predicted model, not a curated record. Lineage: Eukaryota; Metazoa; Chordata; Actinopteri; Gymnotiformes; Gymnotidae. Gene Ontology annotation, cellular component: plasma membrane; tight junction; cell surface. Gene Ontology annotation, biological process: leukocyte cell-cell adhesion.